This is a messenger RNA of Amorphotheca resinae ATCC 22711, 843 nucleotides long. RefSeq lists its product as hypothetical. NCBI's taxonomy places the organism in Eukaryota, Fungi, Ascomycota, Leotiomycetes, Helotiales, Amorphothecaceae. The coding region runs from base 71 to 658 and encodes 195 amino acids. The transcript has 2 exons. The record is from RefSeq and is a predicted model, not a curated record.
CAUCGCAAUCACGAUACAUGCGCCAGUAAUUAUCAUCUAAUUUGAAUAAUUAGUUGCGCAAUAAAAGAGUAUGCUCCUUACAUCAGGCCAAGUUUCCGUAGCCAUCUCCUCCUUCGUCGUUUUCUUAUUUACUUCUGCCCUUUUCCUGAGCGGUUACGUGAUCCAGCAACAGACUGUUCGAGAUAUCAGGGCUGCAAUAAGACCGCAACCUACACCGACGCAGGCGCGCAUGUACCUCCCUACGCAGUUUGCGUCGAAACCUACACCAGCACAGCGAGAAGGAGGGGAGGAGGCUGUGAUCAAUAUCAAGCAUGAUGGAGAUCCGAGAUAUUUUGAUGAGGCCGCUAGUUCAGAGGAUCAGAACACACCCGCAACAAGGAGGAGGAAGGGGAAAGGAACAAACAAAAAACAAUCCGAAGACGUCGUGCGGGGGGAUGAAGCGGAUCAGAAGCCGAUGAUGAAGAUGGAGGAAGUUCGGCCGGUGCAAGCAGAUAAUCUUUAUGAUCUAGCUCCGGGUUCUAAACCUAUCGGUGAGUCGGAGAAGUCGAGGGAGCAGAAACCGAUCAGUAGAGCGGAAAGGAGGAGGAGGAUUAAGGAGCAGAUCCUAGCUGCUGGUGAGGGCGAGGGCUUUAAAGGAUAUAGGAGACGGAUGUGGUAAAGGAAGGUUUGAUAUUAUAGGUGAGGGGGAUUUGAAAUGAAUAUGGCGAGCACCCGGAAUAGGCUCUGGCGUCUUGGGUAUACAGGUACGGAGUUGGUAUAAUGAUGGAAUGUUGUAUAUUAUGAUGAUGUAUUGUAUGACUGCCAUGGCCCAUCCAUAAAUGCGAAGAAGCUACGAGUUAAGGC